UCUUGUGCUGUCAGUCACGUGGCUCGGUGGGCGGGGAAAGUAGUCAGCUGAGUGGCAGCCAUUUUGUGUGUCCGUGUCCGGUGACAGGCGAGUCCAGCGGGGCCCUACCCGGUUUGCAGCCAUGGCGCUCCGUAUGGUGAAAGGCAGCAUUGAUCGCAUGUUCGAUAAGAAUCUGCAAGACCUGGUUAGAGGGAUCCGGAACCACAAAGAGGAUGAGGCAAAAUACAUCUCUCACUGCAUCGAUGAAAUCAAGCAAGAACUUAAACAGGAUAAUAUUGCAGUGAAGGCUAAUGCCGUCUGUAAGCUGACAUAUUUGCAAAUGCUGGGCUAUGACAUCAGUUGGGCUGCAUUUAAUAUCGUUGAGGUGAUGAGUGCAUCAAAGUUUACUUUUAAGAGGAUUGGAUACUUGGCUGCUUCUCAGUGCUUUCAUGAAGGGACUGAUGUCAUUAUGUUAACCACAAACCAAAUCAGGAAGGAUCUCAGUAGCCCUAAUCAGUACGAUACAGGUGUUGCCCUGACUGGCUUAUCAUGCUUUGUAACCCCAGACCUUGCCAGGGAUUUAGCCAAUGAUAUUAUGACACUGAUGUCCCAUACAAAGCCUUACAUCAGGAAAAAGGCAGUUUUGAUUAUGUAUAAAGUUUUUCUGAAAUACCCAGAGUCCUUACGUCCAGCAUUCCCUAGACUCAAAGAAAAACUAGAGGACCCUGAUCCUGGGGUACAGUCAGCUGCAGUGAAUGUUAUAUGUGAAUUAGCCCGCCGAAACCCUAAAAAUUACCUAUCUUUGGCCCCCUUAUUCUUCAAGCUUAUGACAUCAUCUACUAACAACUGGGUUCUAAUUAAAAUCAUCAAAUUGUUUGGUGCACUUACUCCCUUGGAACCACGACUAGGAAAGAAACUUAUUGAACCUCUAACCAACCUAAUACACAGCACAUCUGCAAUGUCCUUGCUCUAUGAAUGUGUGAAUACUGUAAUAGCAGUUUUAAUAUCAUUAUCAUCUGGGAUGCCUAAUCACAGUGCCAGUAUUCAGCUCUGCGUUCAGAAGUUAAGGAUUCUUAUUGAGGACUCUGACCAGAAUUUGAAGUAUUUGGGCUUGCUGGCUAUGUCCAAAAUCUUGAAGACCCAUCCCAAAUCUGUACAGUCUCACAAAGACCUUAUUCUGCAGUGUCUAGAUGACAAAGAUGAGUCAAUAAGGCUGCGAGCCCUGGAUUUGCUCUAUGGAAUGGUAUCUAAAAAGAAUCUGAUGGAGAUUGUGAAGAAAUUGAUGAUCCACGUUGACAAAGCAGAAGGAACUGCUUACAGAGAUGAAUUGCUGACAAAAAUUAUUGAUAUAUGCAGCCAGUCUAAUUACCAGUAUAUUACUAACUUUGAGUGGUAUAUUAGCAUACUGGUAGAGCUCACACGUUUAGAGGGGACACGUCAUGGUCACCUUAUAGCUGCUCAGAUGCUUGAUGUUGCCAUAAGAGUGAAGGCUAUUAGGAACUUUGCUGUAUCCCAGAUGGCCACAUUGCUUGACAAUGCCCACCUUCUGGCCAGCAACACUCAACGUAAUGGAAUAUGUGAAGUCCUUUAUGCAGCUGCCUGGAUCUGUGGAGAGUUCUCUGAACACUUGACAGAACCUCACCAGACACUGGAGGCUAUGCUGAGGCCGAAGGUCACUACUCUGCCAGGUCAUAUUCAGGCAGUUUAUGUACAGAAUGUGGUGAAGUUAUAUGCUGGUAUCCUACAGUGCAAAGAGCAGGAUGGAGAUCAUCAAGCAGCUCAGGAGAUAACACAACUUAUGGUUGAGAGGCUUCCCCAGUUUGUGCAGAGUGCUGACUUGGAAGUUCAAGAAAGGGCUUCUUGUAUUCUGCAUCUCAUGAAAUACAUUCUAAAGCUACAGUCAAAGGAGGUUCCAGUAGCUGAGGAGGUGAUGGCUUUGUUUGCUGGAGAACUGAAUCCUGUUGCUCCUAAAGCCCAGAAGAAAGUCCCCAUCCCUGAAGGUUUAGACUUGGAUGGUUGGAUCAAUGAGCCACCGUCAGAUAGUGAAUCAGAGGAUGAAAAGCCCAAAGCAAUCUUUCAUGAUGAGAAACAGACACAUGGGAAGUCUUCACGACCAGAGAUAGAUGAAGAGGAGUUAGCAAAGAGGCGUGCUGCACGGAAAGUAGAACAAGCAAAUAACCCAUUUUACAUUAAAAGUUCACCUUCACCACAGAAGAUGUAUCAGGACUCUCCAGGUGUUGACCACAUUCCCGUGGUGCAGAUUGACCUGUCUAUUCCCCUUAAAGUACCAGGACUUCCCAUGUCGGAUCAGUACGUAAAACUUGAGGAGGAACGAAGGACCAAACAACGUCAGGAAAAAGACAAGAAACGGAAGAAAGUUAAAGAUAAGAAAGGUGGCAAGUCACAGAGACAUCAAUCUAUUCACACAGAAAGUGAUGAAGACAUUGCUCCAGCACACCAGGUUGACAUAAUGACUGAGGAGAUGCCAGAGAAUGCCCUUCCGAGUGAUGAUGAUGACAAGGAUCCAAAUGACCCCUACAGAGCGCUAGACAUAGAUCUGGAUAAGCCUUUGGCAGACACAGAACAGCUUCCAGUCCAGAAACACAGAAACACUGAAAAUCUAAAAUCUCCAGAAAAUGAAGUGUCUGUUUUAGAUUCAAAGGUCAAAAAGCCCAGUAAAAAGGAUAAAAAACUACCAGAGUCCGAGAAAGUAAAGAAAAAAGAAAAGAAGAAAAGUAAAGAGAAAGAAGAGAAGACAAAACGCAAGAAAUCAGUAACUAUCGCUUCUAGAGCGGAAGAGGCAGCAGUAAAACCUGAAGAAGAUAAAGCAGAUGACAAAGCAGCAUCGGAUGAUAUGGAUUUCUGGCUAACUAGCUCCUUGGCCCCAGCGCAGGCACAGGCACCUUCCACCGAGACUGUGCCUGAAGCAACAGAGGAACCAGUGGAAGCAGAUACAGUCCAAAUAGAAAGAAAUGAAGAAGACACAGAUAAGAAAUCUCAUCGGCACAAGAAAAAACAUAGGAAGGAGAAGGAGGAUGCAAAGGAAGAAAAGAAGUCACGCAAAAAGAAACACCACCACCACCAUCACCAUCAUCAUCACAAUGAAUCCCAUUCCAGUGACCACACCGAAUCUGUGCAUAAUGGCACCUUAGAUGAAGAAGAACAGUUACCACCAAUGUCCAGUUACUCUCUUUUGGCUGAAAGCAAAUAUAUCAAAAUGAUGUAUGACAUUCAAGGAGAUCUACAGAAGGAGGGUCAGGUCACAGUCUCCAUUAUCCUUGAAAACCAGAGUCAAAGUUUCCUGAAGAACAUGGAGAUCAAUGUCCUGGAUUCCUUAAAUACCAAAAUGCAGAGGCCAGAAGGAGCAUCUGCACAUGAUGGCAUACCAGUACCCUUCCAGUUACCUCCAGGUGUGUCUAAUGAAGCUCAGUUUGUUUUCACUGUCCAAAGUAUUAUAAUGCCUCAGAAGCUCAAAGGAACAUUGUCAUUUAUUGUUAAGGAUGAUGAUGGCUCAUCUCAUGAGAAACUCGACUUCAAAAUCCAUUUCAGUUGUUCCUCUUAUUUAAUUAUAACCCCUUGUUACAGUGAUGCUUUUGCCAAGCUUCUGGAGUCAGAAGACCUUAAAAUGAGUUCCUUGAAAGUGGAAGAUAUAACUCUGUCCUUCCACCAUCUGUUAGCAAAAAUCUGUUUCUACCACCACUUCACAGUGGUUGAGCGAGUUGAUUCCUGCUCAUCAAUGUACAGCCGGUCAAUCCAGGGCCACCACGUUUGUCUGCUAGUCAAAAAGGGCGAGAAGUCAAUAUCCAUUGAUGGGAAGUGCAGUGAAGCAACUCUUCUAAGCAGCCUCCUUAGUGAGAUCAAAUCGACACUGGCAGAAUCCUGAGCAAGCAGGGUCCCACUCUUCUCCUUUUAAACCUCACCUCCUUUUUUCCUGUUACCAUAAGAUGCACUUGGACAGAACUG
Messenger RNA from Nanorana parkeri, 3942 nucleotides. It is a transcript of the gene AP3D1, whose product is annotated as adaptor related protein complex 3 delta 1 subunit. Bases 122 to 3862 code for a protein of 1246 amino acids. The record is from RefSeq and is a predicted model, not a curated record. NCBI's taxonomy places the organism in Eukaryota, Metazoa, Chordata, Amphibia, Anura, Dicroglossidae. Gene Ontology annotation, biological process: anterograde synaptic vesicle transport; Golgi to vacuole transport; neurotransmitter receptor transport, postsynaptic endosome to lysosome. Gene Ontology annotation, cellular component: presynaptic endosome; endosome membrane; AP-3 adaptor complex. The transcript is spliced from 33 exons.